AUGGCCGAAGAUAUCACAUCGUGGAUAUCCAGUGCCAUAGUGCAACAUGACCUGAAGAACGGGGCCAACUACAAGAUACCCAUCCGAGGGAGGUACGCACAAGUCAUCAAGUUUUCAUCCUACCGGGACAGAUUCGAUCCUCAUGCCGAAAUUCGAGGUGUCAUUUCAGAUAAGACCCAUUGGAUCAGGGUCAAAUUCGAUGUGGAAGCUACAGACGAGUUUGAAGAACCCGAAGCCUCACUUCCCUCCGAAUCAUUAACUUCCAACCUUCGAGCCAUUUUCCUAAUCGAAUCAUUCCGUAUCCACCUCCUACCUCCUCCCAAUACUUCCCGUCGCAAAUCAAAUAACAUCAAUACAACCACAGUGUCAGCUUCAGGUGAUUUACCAGAGGUCAUGCUGGAGAUACUUCAAUGGAAAGUGGUCACUGGGGAUAAGGACGACCCAGAGUAUUACCCUGGUACCCCUGAGGUGUCAAAGGGGAAGCAGGAUGUGGAUGUGAAAGUUCAAAGGGUUCUGAGGAAAUGGUGGUUUGGCGAAACCAACUCAAGUCAAUCCCAUGCUCCAUCAACAAGCCAACAUCCACUUUACACUGAAACACCGUCGCGGUACAAUCCUAACCAGCCAAGUUCAGUCAAACCCCACCUCUCAUCCCCUUUGGUAGGAUAUCAUUCUUCUCCAGCUAUAAUAUCCACCUCAUACCCCUCAUCGUCAAAAAGUACGCAGGAUCAUCACCCUGUGAGCGAAUCGCAACAGAAAAAGCAGUCGAAAAGAGGGGAUAUCAAUCUACUGGACUUCCUUCAGCCGUAUCUCAAUGGUCCAGGGGGAAAGAAAAAAGUCAUUCCGGAGUGGUUAUUUGAUAAAUCGGAUGAAACUAAGGAGAUGUUAGAUGACAUAAGGAUGUUUGGCUUGGACCUUGAUAGAGGCAAUGAAAAGGAUACAACUGAUACAGAUAACAACCUGAACCCAGCGAGAGAUGAUGGGCAAGACGAUGUCGUGACUCAAUCGGAAAAUGCCAAAUUUGAAUGGAAAGGCAAAGCAAGAGAAGAUAACUCAUUAGUACAAUCACCAACGAUGACGAAAAAAGAUCUGGAUCAAUCAGAAGGAGCAGGAGAUCUAAAGAAAGUAGGAAAGCAGGAGAUGGUCACGCCAAUUCAACAACCUCGACCACCAAUAAUCACUCAAACAGUCGGAAACCAAGCUGACCGUAUAUAUGUCGACAAUGAUCAAACGGAUGAAGAUCAUAUGGAUUCGCCGAUAUUUCGAGAUUCGCCUUCAUCUAGGAAAUCUCGACAAAACCCAUUACCUCUUGUCCACACACAACCGACUUCGCCUGAAAAUGAAUUAGAAGAAGAGAGUGAUGAAGAUAUAUUCAUCAAACCCCGAGAGGAAUCACGGAGUAGGAAGAGAGGAAGAGAGAUGUUCGAUCCGCUGGCUAUGCCUUCUUCGUCGCCUGCUCAAGAGGAUGUACAGAUGGAUGAUCAGGAUGAAGACGAGGAAGGCCAGGAAGUUGAUCAGUUGGGAGACGAGGGGAGAAGAUCUCGAGGUGAUGGCAAGAAACAAGAUGAAGGCGAGGAAGAUGAAGAUGGUCUGUCGGACUAUGAGCGGGAAACGAAACGUAAAGCUAGACUUGAUAGAAAUAGAUUGGAAACUGAAGAUCGUGCAACGAUAUCAGAUGAGAAACAGCGGAAAUACGGAGAUUCUUUCAAAUAUCAGGAACACGAUGAUCUGGCCCAAUCCCCUCAAGCUGAAGCGAUGACCCAAAAAGUGGAGAGACAUUCCUCCAAACCUGAUACACCUAACAAACGCCGACAGUCAUCGAUAGGUAUUCAGACCAUCAAUGAAGGUGAGAACGACGUUGCUAAAACGAUCAGCAGUAAGGUCAUACAACAGAAAGCGAUAUCACCGUUCAACUCGCAGAAAUCUCAGAAUGGUGAGGCUAGUCAAUCUGCCAAAUCAAAUACAUCCCAGACGAAUUCAUCUCCCGACUCAUCAGCCAAUGCUCAGGCUCAGCCCAAUUCGGAGAUCUCCCAUAUAAGCCAGAGCCAGAAAAGGAAAAUCUCCGAGAUAUUGGUUGACGAUAGUGAUCAGAGCUUGUCACAGCACAAAGAGCAAAAAGCUGAGGUAUCUAAUACGAGCGGUUCCAAUAAAACUCAAGAUGAUUCAUCCCAAGCGCAAGUUGCAUCGCAAGGUGCUAUCCACAUCCCAACAGAGACUCAACAUGCAGACCACGUUGAUAAUCCUGAUUUGAAUCAGGCUAAACCCGUCACUACUUCUUUUCAAAGUCUAACGAACGAUCAUGAAUAUCCGCUUUCAGCGAAGGGUCCUCAUCCGAAUGAGAAACAACAAUCAUCACCUGCUUUUCACAAUGAAACCAGUCCUCGGCACAACCAAAUAUCCUCCAUUUCUACUCGGUCGGCUGACAUAUCACCCUCGCAUCGUAUCUCGUCAAAUAAACCAGAAUCAUCCAUUAAGAAACCCAAAAUCGAGCAUUUAACGCCUGUUCCAAGUCAGACUACGCCAAUCUCCCGAACGCAAUCAACGGGAAAGGGAUCAAGGAAGAGUUUUCUGGAAAGUAUCAGAUUCUUCCCUUCUUCUUCUUCUUCGCGAGUGCGAGAAACAAAAAAGGACGAAGAUGACGAAAGUCCGUUGAAGAAGAGGAUGAAAAUUGAUAGUGAUUUUAACGAGGGGAUAUUGGGCAGGUUGGGAAGAUGGGCUAGGAGGGGAAGCUCUUUGAGUCGAGAAAAUGAUGAUGUACUUGGGGAAUCAAAGGUGGAGCCGAAGAACGACGAUCGGGUUGAGCAAGAGGUACGCAGUGAUGAUGAUGAUGGGGAAGAUGUUGGAGAUGAAGAUGGAGAUGGAUUGGACGAUGGAUUGGAUAAAACGCAGGAUUUACAGAUGAAUGAUGAAGUUGAGAUUAUAGUCAUUGAGGAUGAGGAGGAAGAGGUCAUCGAGGAAGGAGCGAAGGACCCUUUGAAGAUCAAAGAGGAAGAAAAUCAUAUGAUGAUCAUUGUAGAUUCUAUGGGAAGUCAUGCUCAGAUAGGUAUUCAGUAUGUCGAUGAGAAGUUAAGGGCUUAUAAUGGGAAUCGAGAAAAUACACAAAGACAAUCUGAAGAUAUACAAUCGAGAUUAAUUCGUCAAGACAAAGAUGAAGAUGAAGAUGAUGAUGAUGACGACGAAGAAGUGGAACCGGCACAAUAUGCAAAGAAUGAUAUCGACCCAUCGAAUCGCAUGGCACAAACUCAUCCUGAAGUGAAAAUUCGAGAAGAUCAAGCUGAACGGGAAUGUGAUCCCAGACCUAUCAGAGCGGAAAGGCAGAAUAUUUUGGAUGGGAAUUUCGAAUUGAACGUCCUCGUUAAGGAUGGACUGAGAGAUUGGGAAGUCAAGAAGAUGAUGGAUAAUAUCAUGAAAGCGAGGAAUAGGAAAGCAAGUAAAGGGAAAUGA
Messenger RNA from Kwoniella mangroviensis CBS 8507, 3441 nucleotides. RefSeq lists its product as uncharacterized. The coding region runs from base 1 to 3441 and encodes 1146 amino acids. The transcript has 4 exons. The record is from RefSeq and is a predicted model, not a curated record. NCBI's taxonomy places the organism in Eukaryota, Fungi, Basidiomycota, Tremellomycetes, Tremellales, Cryptococcaceae.